Messenger RNA from Rotaria socialis, 729 nucleotides. The record is from the annotation of a GenBank genome assembly. Lineage: Eukaryota; Metazoa; Rotifera; Eurotatoria; Philodinida; Philodinidae.
AUGGCUUCGGACGAUGAUAAACGCCCUCUUAAAGAGCUGCUUCAGCCAUUCACUCAGUUUCAAGCUCCACAAUCGAAUCUCGCCUCUUCACCUAUGAUAAUUCAAACAGCUUCAACAAUUAAAAAACCAUAUCAAAUUACUUUUUCUUCACGUGAUGAAGAAAUAAAAUAUACACAAAAGCUCUUAGAUAAUUGUACACUUUAUAAUGGUGAUCCGGAUAAUUUAAUGUCUUGGUUAAGAGACACAGGUGCAUUUAUUGUUAAAGAACGUUAUACAGAAACUGAUCAUCCAUUUAUUAUUUGUCAUUUACUAACCGAUGAUGCACUUGAUUAUUAUCUAGCUCAUGAAGACAUGAUCUUCAAUUUUUAUGAUCUUCGUAAAUUAUUAUUACAUAACCAAAAUAUAUUAGCACCUUUACGUACCUUGCCAACCCUUGAUUCCAUCGCCACUUUAUUUUUAACUGCUGCACCUCCUGCUCUCACGUCUACUCAACUUCCUAGUUCCACCACUGAUAAAACGACACCUAUGAUCACUUUUACGUUCGCUCAAUCACUAGAAGAUUUAACACAAAAUGAUAUUAGAAAAACUAUUAUUGAAAAUUUACAACGAAGCACUACAAAAUUUACUGGUGAACAUAAACAAGACGUUCUUAAAUGGUUGAAAACCAUCGAAAUUAAUUUCGAAACGGCAGACAUUUCAACUGUUAAGAAAUUCGAUUUAAUUCCAUAA